This is a messenger RNA of Diaporthe citri, 1872 nucleotides long. RefSeq lists its product as uncharacterized. Gene Ontology annotation, molecular function: serine-type endopeptidase activity; tripeptidyl-peptidase activity. NCBI's taxonomy places the organism in Eukaryota, Fungi, Ascomycota, Sordariomycetes, Diaporthales, Diaporthaceae. Gene Ontology annotation, biological process: proteolysis. The record is from RefSeq and is a predicted model, not a curated record. Bases 1 to 1872 code for a protein of 623 amino acids. The transcript has 7 exons.
AUGCGCUUCUCAACCGCAGCGGCCGCGGCGGCCCUCGUCCUCGCGUGCACCGCGGCUCCAACUUCUGGCCGAUAUAAUCUUCAUGAGAAGCGAGAUGGUCAACCCCAUGCGUGGCAAAAGCGCCACAGGGCUGUCGCUGAUCAGGUGCUGCCUAUUCGUAUUGCACUCAAGCAGCGAAAUCUUGAGAACGCCGCCAGUUAUAUCUAUGAUGUCGCCGACCCAAGCUCUCCAAACUUUGGCAAGCACUGGUCUGCGGAAAAGGUCGCAAACACCUUUUCUCCACACCCGGAGACCAAAGACGCGGUAAUGAACUGGUUGGUCGAGUCUGGAAUCGACCGCUCCAGGCUCUCUCUUUCGACAGGGCACAACUGGGUGCAAUUCGAUGGAACAGUCCAAGAGGCUGAGCAGCUGUUCGCCACGGAAUACUGGCACUACCAGCACACCACAAGCGGCGGUCUGCGACUCGCCUGCGAUCAUUACAGCCUGCCCGAGCACGUCCAGGAGCACGUCGACUUCGCGAUGCCGACGGUCCAGCUGGACGGCCUGAAGCCCGUCGCGAACGUGGACCGCAACCUCAUGGCCCGCAUCGCAGGGGGCGCCACGCUCGGCUCGCAGUCCUGCGCCGAGCUGGUGACGGUCGACUGCCUGCGGAAGCUGUACAACUUCCCCGCGGGGAACUCGUCGGCCGCCGACAACCAGAUGGGCAUCGGCGAGUGGGCCGACUACCUGUACGAGGAGGACCUGCCGACGUACUUUAAGAACUUUUCCUCGCCCGAGAUACCGGCUGACACCAGGCCCGAGUUCAUCGCCAUCGACGGCGGCCUGACGGCGAACCUGACUACCGUCUCGCAGGGCUCCGGGAUUGAGUCUGCUCUUGAUUUCCAGGCUGCUUACUCGAUCAUAUAUCCGCAAAAGUUGAGGUUAUAUCAGGUGGGAGACGGCAUUAACGUUGACAGUGUGGGAACUUUCAACAUCUUCUUAGACGCGCUAGACGCCAGCUAUUGCACGUACGAAGGCGGUGACCAGCCUUAUAUCGACCCUGCGUAUCCCGAUCCCAACGACAAUGAGAGCGGUUAUCAAGGUCCGUUGCAAUGCGGCGGUGCUCCGAAGUCCAACGUGAUCUCAGGUGCUCUGCCAUACUUCUAUCAGGUCCGCCAGUGUAAUGAGUGGAUGAAGCUCGGCCUCCAGGGCGUGAGCGUACUCUUCGCAAGCGGAGACUCGGGCGUCGCGAACCGAUACAAUGCCGGGUACCCAGACUCGUGCCUCAACGCGGAGCAGCCCUAUGUGGACAACAAUGGCACUCGAUUCUCACCAUCGUUCCCAGCAAGCUGCCCCUACAUAACCUCUGUUGGAGGAACCGACCUCAUCGGCAACACCACCGACAGCGGAGAGCGCGCCGUCGCCUCGUUCGGCUCUGGAGGCGGCUUCUCGAACGUCUUCGCGCUGCCGUCGUACCAGGCCUCGGCCGUCCAGAACUUCCUAGGGAAAUACGCCCCAUCCUACGGGCCCAACGUGUACAACGACAGCGGCAACGCCCGGGGUUUUCCGGACGUGGCGGCCAUUGGGCUGAACGUCGCCACCGUCUUCAACGGCUCAACCUACGGCGUCGGCGGCACCAGCGCCUCAGCGCCAAUUUUCGCGGGCAUCGUGACGCUGCUCAACGAGGCGCGCAUCGCGGCGGGCAAGGGCCCCGUCGGCUUCUUGAACCCAACGUUCUACAGCAACCCGGAUGCGUUUAAUGAUAUUACCAUCGGUAAUAAUCCUGGCUGUGGGACCAACGGCUUUAAUGCGACGCCUGGGUGGGAUCCGGUCACGGGACUUGGGACGCCGAAUUUCCAGAAGCUGCGGGAAGUCUUCUUGGCUCUUCCGUGA